AUGUUUAGUAUAAAGAAUGGAAUAAAUUUGAAUUAUUUGAAAAUUGCUAAAUUAUAUAUAUCAAAUGUGAAGGUGUUUAGAAUUAAGGGUUUACCCUUUGAGAAGGUGAAGGCUCCAAAGACUGAGUGGUACAAACGCGCCGAGUCUGAAUUUCUCUCUGAAAGAGCUCAGAUUCCAACUGGUUAUGUUGGUAGGUGGAACGAGUUAGACCUUGCAAACCUUGACGAAAGGGUUAGGAAAAUCCUAAGUUUACGAUGUGCAAAUGGAAGAGAAAUUAGAAGAGCAAGGACAUUUAUUCUUAUGAAACAUUUACAAAAGGAACCAUUUGAUACUGGAUCAUUAAGUGUACAACGAUGUGUUUGUGAGAAGAUACUGAAUUUAAGGAGCCAUUUGAUAAGAAACCCGAGGGAUAAUUGCCGAAAAAGAGCAAUGGCAAUUCUUCUAAGCCGUAGACACAAACUUAUGAAAAAGUUGUAUCAAGAAGAUUUUAAACUCUAUCAACACACAUGUCAAUUAUUAAAAAUCAAAUGUGUUCUAUUCUCGACUCCCGAUUCAAGAAAUCGUUCCAAAGCUAUAAGUUUAAUUGGAGUGGAUGGAGAUAGAUGUAAGUUUCUAAUACGUCAAAAGCUUUGGUGGGGGAGGUUUAGACCCAGACCCAUUAAAUUACCAUCAGGAAAGAAAAUCGCAUAUACAAGACAUCCAAUUACACAACCACCAGUAGACCAUAAUUUUAAUAAUGAUAAUGUAGUGGCAAAAAGUAAUUUGGAUGUGUUGAGUACGAGGUGGCCUUAUGGAGUAGAUAAGAAAAGAGUAGUUGGGAAGUAUAUAAUACAUAAUCCAACAGCUUGCGGUUCAGAGUUUAUUCACAUCCCAAGUUCUCAAAAUUCCUCCAGAAGGUUCGGUCAACUCCACUAUUUAUAA
This is a messenger RNA of Theileria annulata, 921 nucleotides long. Its product is annotated as ribosomal protein s15, mitochondrial precursor, putative. Gene Ontology annotation, biological process: translation. NCBI's taxonomy places the organism in Eukaryota, Apicomplexa, Aconoidasida, Piroplasmida, Theileriidae. Gene Ontology annotation, molecular function: structural constituent of ribosome. Bases 1 to 921 code for a protein of 306 amino acids. The record is from RefSeq and is a predicted model, not a curated record. The transcript has 7 exons. Gene Ontology annotation, cellular component: ribosome.